Xiphophorus maculatus (southern platyfish) is the source of this 3550-nucleotide messenger RNA. It is a transcript of the gene smo, whose product is annotated as smoothened, frizzled class receptor. Lineage: Eukaryota; Metazoa; Chordata; Actinopteri; Cyprinodontiformes; Poeciliidae. Bases 984 to 3419 code for a protein of 811 amino acids. The transcript has 12 exons. Gene Ontology annotation, molecular function: transmembrane signaling receptor activity; patched binding. Gene Ontology annotation, biological process: smoothened signaling pathway; central nervous system development; commissural neuron axon guidance. The record is from RefSeq and is a predicted model, not a curated record. Gene Ontology annotation, cellular component: cilium; dendrite; plasma membrane.
UUUGACGACUGUGGCAACCCUUCCACCAGUACUAUACUGGCCAUGGAUGGUUUACCACGUCAAUAUCUAAACCCACCUGGUUCAAGGCCCACCUGAGGCCCUCCUGAGAUUCAUGUGACCGCAUAAGUGCAAACCUAAAAAUGAUGUGGGUGAGGAGUAAUCGAGCGAAGCUACAAGAUCCUCCUUUCACAAGAGCAAACCUGUCGAAUCUGUGUUGCGCUGACCCUGGGGGUCCUUCAGAUGAGAAGCUCAGAGCAAAGCCCCUGCCAUAAGGCACAUUCUUCCACAAGCAAGAGGGGGGAUGGGAGAGGAGGUUUUGUUGGUCUGGCUCUCCCCCCACCAUGUGCAUACCAGUGACAAAAAACCCACAACCAGACACUGAGCUGCAACCAACAGGAGCACAAACACACCACUGGACUUCUUCCAGAUACUCUACAUGGAGGAAAACAGAUUCUCAGGAUGUAGAUGCAGUUAUAAGGAUCAUUUCUCAUUUUUAGUUUUCCGUUGAAGAAGAAGGGGGUGGUGCGUGUGAGCAGGAGAUCCUGUUACAGAGGUCCAGACUUUUUUCAAGUUUUUUUUUUUUUUUUUUGAAAGUGGGGGUAGGGCGAAGCAACAUUUUCUGUUAUGCUUUUCUUCCUAAAACCAUCCAGCAAAUACUUCAUAUAAUUUGGAACUCAUCAGUCAAUAUUUUUGUUUCUUUUUUAUUUUUUACGUUUUGGGACUAUUGGAGCUGAAUAAUGAGGAAAUUUAGGACGAUUCUGUGGGACACGGACGAAAAGUGCAAAAGCAAAACGUUUGAGAGGACUGCGAGAAAACUUUAGAGAAAAAACACCCCGCUGCAGCUUUUCUGCAGUAUGGAAACUUAUAAAUCAGAUGUAGAAACCAGCUUUCACCAGAGAAGCUUGUAGUUUGGUAGCUGAAGCCUCAAGAAUUUUGGAAUCCGUUGGAUUUUUUUCCCCCUCAGGUCUGUCUUCUCUCCCAAGAUGUCUUCCCAGGGUCGGAGCCCCAUUGUUGGGAUGCUUUGCGUCUGGGCUGCCUGGCUGUCGGGCUGCAGGGCAGUGAUGGCCCCGAACGGGACUAUGUUUGAGGACAACUGCAAGAAAACCUCCACUUGUGAGGUGCUUAAAUACAACACAUGUUUGGGUUCACCUUUACCCUACACCCAUACAUCUCUGAUCCUGGCGGAGGACUCCAGCAGCCAAGAGGAGGCUUUUGAGAAGCUGACCAUGUGGUCUGGAUUGCGAAACGCCCCACGUUGCUGGUCAGUCAUCCAGCCACUGCUCUGUGCCGUCUACAUGCCGAAAUGCGAGAAUGGCCGAGUGGAGCUGCCCAGCAAGAGCCUGUGUCUGGCCACACGUCGCCCAUGCAGCAUUGUGGAUCGGGAGAGAGGAUGGCCCAAUUUCCUCAAAUGUGACAAAUUCCCUGUGGGCUGUUCGAAUGAAGUGCAGAAGCUGAAGUUCAACACGUCAGGCCAGUGCGAAGCCCCUCUGGUGAAGACAGACAUACAGUCGAGUUGGUACAAGGAUGUAGAAGGCUGUGGUAUCCAAUGCGACAACCCCUUGUUCACCGAAGAGGAGCACAAUGACAUGCACACCUACAUUGCUUACUUUGGCACAAUCACACUCCUCUGCACCUUUUUCACUCUGGCCACAUUUCUUGCUGACUGGAAAAACUCGAACCGCUACCCGGCUGUCAUUCUCUUCUACAUCAACGCCUGCUUCUUUGUGGGCAGCAUUGGCUGGCUCGCCCAGUUCCUGGACGGAGCACGCAAAGAGAUUGUGUGCAAGAGUGACAACACCAUGCGGCUCGGGGAGCCCUCGUCUUCAGAAACGCUCUCGUGCGUCACCAUCUUCAUCAUCGUCUAUUACUCCUUGAUGUCAGGCGUGAUUUGGUUCGUCAUGCUGACCUACGCCUGGCACACCUCCUUCAAGGCUCUGGGUACAACUCACCAGCCGCUGUCCGGACGGACCUCCUACUUCCACAUGGUGACCUGGUCCAUUCCCUUUGUCCUCACUGUGGCCAUCCUUGCUAUAGCUGAGGUGGAUGGAGACUCUGUGAGUGGGAUCUGCUUUGUCGGCUACAAGAACUACCAUUACCGAGCCGGGUUUGUGCUGGCGCCCAUUGGAGUGGUGCUUGUUGUUGGUGGUUACUUUCUCAUUCGGGGUGUCAUGACCUUAUUUUCCAUCAAGAGUAACCACCCAGGACUACUGAGUGAGAAAGCAGCCAGCAAAAUCAAUGAGACAAUGCUGAGACUAGGUAUAUUUGGAUUCCUUGCCUUUGGCUUUGUUCUCAUCACAUUCGGAUGUCACUUCUAUGACUUCUUCAACCAGGCUGAAUGGGAGAGGAGCUUCAGAGAAUAUGUGCUAUGUGAAGCCAACGUGACAAUCGCCUCUCAAACCAACAAGCCCAUCCCAGAAUGCACCAUUAAAAACCGUCCCAGCCUGAUGGUGGAGAAGAUCAACCUGUUCUCCAUGUUCGGCACAGGAAUCGCCAUGAGCACCUGGGUCUGGACCAAAGCUACCUUCCUCAUCUGGAAACGCACUUGGUUCAAGAUCAUUGGUCGAAGUGACAAUGAACCUAAGAGGAUAAAGAAGAGCAAGAUGAUUGCUAAGGCGUUCGCAAUGAGAAAGGAGCUCCACAAGGACCCGGAGAAGGAGCUGUCCUUCAGCAUGCAUACUGUGUCACAUGAUGGCCCAGUGGCUGGAAUCAAUUUUGACCUGAAUGAGCCGUCAAAUGAUGUUUCAUCAGCAUGGGCGCUCCAUGUACCCAAGAUGGUCGCCAGACGGGGAGCCAUUCUGCCUCAGGACAUUUCUGUCACUCCCACUGGGACUCCAGUGCCCCCUCCAGAGGAGAGGAACAGACUGUGGAUGGUGGAGGCAGACAUAUCACCUGAGAUGAUAAAGAGGAAAAAGAAGAAGAAGAAAAGGAGGAAGGAGGUACGUAACCCUGACGUUGUGGUGGAAAACCAGACUCGCCUUCAGCGAGAGUUUGGCCGCAGCUCAGUUCCUCGCCUGCCGAAACUUCCCUGCCACCCAAGCCUGGUGGCCAAUCUGCGUGAACAGCAGAGGCAGCAAACACUGGAGCAGGGCAUCCUGCCGGGCUCGUUGCCAGAUUAUGAACCCUGCGAGGAAAGGUGUUCAUACUUGGAGUGCCGGAGCAGCAGAAAUGGUUACCUGAUGACCCGAGUUGAUUGUCCAGAAAAUCUGGGCCUCAGGCCAAGCUGUCACCCUUUUACUUCAAACUGGCAGCCCAGUGGAUCGUCAGUGUACCCCAGAGAGGUGGAGCGUACUGACGGACUGUCAGAGAGAAUGGCUCAUGUGGCUCGGGUACCGGCGGGCCGCAGGGCAGGCUACGGACCCAUCCACUCCAGGACCAAUUUAAUGGAGGCGGAGCUUAUGGAUGCUGACUCUGACUUUUAAAACAGCAGAGUAAGCAAGAAAAGAAAAAAAUUACCUUUAAGUAACUUUUAAGAGAUUCUUACUCAAGUGUACCAGUUCCAACAUCACUAAGAUCCUAAAUAUACGAUUAAAGUCUCUGUUAUUUACAUUGA